AGAGAACCGGCAGCACCGGUGGCAGGGGGCGGGGGAGGCGGGAGGGCUGAGUCGUCUUACAGAGUUUGUCGCUGUUUUGAAUAAGUCGAUGGCAGAGCUGGGGGCUUUCGUUGUCCCGGCCCCCUCCUACUGGGGCGAUUAACUCAGUGGCUUUGGGGCUUUGCAGGGGAUGCAUGGCCCUGCCGCUUCCUUUAGGCGGGGAAGAAGAGGAGGGCUCGGUUGAUCUCUCUAAGACCCAGAGGGAGCCUAAGCCGGGGGGGGGGGCGGUAGGCUGUGCUGAUUACAGAAGAGCUGGAGCCUUCAGUCUCCAUCACCAGCCAUUCAGGCGCAGAAAGACAGAGCGAGGAAGAGGAGGAGGAGGAGGAGGAGGGGGAGAAGGGGCGAGGGGUGGGGGAGGGAAUCUGACCACCCGGCUGGCAAUGGCCUGAGCCGAUGCCUUAGGAGAUCUAGCCCUCCUGCUCCGGCUGCCAAGCCGUGGACCGACCAGCCCUGCCUCCUCGCCACCCGGCUCCCAUUCCGCUUGCACAAUGCCCGCUGUACGGCGUAGCCCCUUCCUACACUAGGGGGGCUCGGCUGGGGAUGUGAGCCGGCGGGCAGGGAGAGCCAUUGUGGGGAAGAGGAGCCAGCCAGAGAAGGCCGAGCGAGGCUAUGAGGUGUGGGCGACCGGAGAAGGCUCCUCGCUGAACCAUGAUGAAGACGGAGCCCCCCGCCGCCAGCCCCGGCAACAGCAACAGCGGUAGCCUGAGAAGUGCCUCUCCCCACAGGAACGCCUACGAAGCGGGGAUCCAGGCCCUCCGAGCCACAAAGGAUGCCCUUGGGGCCGCCGAGAGCGAGGAAGCCAAGAAGGCCAGGAACAAGAAGUAUGGGUCCAACGUGCACCGGAUCAAGAACAUGUUCCUGCAGAUGGGGACCGCCCCGCCGGGCGAGGGCACCUGCGACCUGGCCAAGGUGAAGGAGAAGCCUGUCCGGCUUUCCUUGCCCAGGGCCAGCAGCCUGAACGAGAACGUGGACCACAGCGCGCUGCUGAAGCUGGGGACCAGCGUGUCGGAGAGGGUGAGCCGCUUCGACUCCAAGCCCGACAAGCCGGUCUCCAAGCUCCAGGAGACCCGGAAGAUCUUCGAGCGGAGCCUUCAGGAGAAGGAGACCACCAACAAGCUCCUGCUGAGGAAGGAGAGGGCUGGCUUCCAGGACAGGAAGCUGGACGUGGUGGUGAGGUUCAACGGGAGCACCGAGUCCCUGGACAAGCUGGACACGGAGGCCGUGUCGCCCACCGUCAGCCAGCUCAGCGCCGUCUUCGAGAAGGCCGACCUGAGGAACAACCUGCACAAAACCCCCAGCAAAGUCGGGCCCCUCAACUCCAAGAUCGUCAGCAAGAGGUCCCGGGUCUUCCUCCAGGGCCCAGAAGGGGGCAAGGCGGAAGCCAGGGGGGGCGACGGGCCGGCUCUCCAACUGAGAGCCAAGCAUCUUGAGGGCGAGAAGGCCCAACCCAAACCGGUCGCGCCCAGGCCGGGCGAGAAGGACGCCACGGGCCCGCGGGCCCAGAGCGUCCAGGAGGUGCGGAAGAUCAAGCCGGUGGAGGUGGAGGAGAGCGGGGAUUCGGAGCAGGAGUUCGAGGCCGCCGAGCAGGUGGAGGAGACGGCGGCCGAGCAGGACAAGAGCAAGAGCUUCACGCCUGGGCCCGAGCGGGCCGAGCUGAUCCAGGCCGCGGUGACGGCGCACGCGGCCUUGGAGAACGGCGGCCUGGCUGCGGAGAAACACGGGCAGGCCCCGGAAGUGGACGCCUACCCCGAGGAGGAGGGCAAGGCCGAGGGGCAGGAGGAGGCCGACCUGGGCGACGAGUCCAAGAAGGAGGACUUCUCGGAGGCCGACCUGGUGGACAUCAGCGCGUACAGUGGGCUGGGGGAGGACUCGGGGGGGAGCGGGCUGGACGAGGACGAGGAGGCCGACGGGCUGUACGAGCCCGAGUCGAGCUGCAUGGAGAUCCCCGGGCUGUCGGAGGAGGAGGAGCUGGUGCCCAACCGCAAGAUCCAGUUCAGCACGGCUCCCAUCCAGGUAUUCAGCACCUACUCCAACGAGGACUACGACCGCCGGAACGAGGAUGUGGACCCCAUGGCUGCCUCGGCUGAGUACGAGCUGGAGAAGCGGGUGGAGAGGCUAGACCUCUUCCCGGUGGAGCUGGAGAAAGACUCCGAGGGGCUGGGAAUCAGUAUUAUCGGGAUGGGUGCCGGAGCGGACAUGGGCCUGGAGAAGCUCGGCAUCUUCGUCAAGACGGUGACCGAUGGGGGAGCGGCCCACCGGGACGGCAGGAUCCAGGUGAAUGACCUCAUCGUGGAGGUGGAUGGUACCAGCCUGGUGGGCGUGACCCAGAGCUUCGCAGCCUCGGUGCUGAGGAACACCAAGGGUAGAGUCCGGUUCCUGAUCGGGCGGGAGAAGCCGGGCGAGCAAAGCGAGGUCGCUCAGCUAAUCCAGCAGACGCUGGAGCAGGAGCGGUGGCAGCGGGAGAUGAUGGAGCAGAGAUACACCCAAUACACGGAAGAGGACGAAGAAACGGGUGAAUAUGCCACAGACGAGGACGAGGAGAUGAGCCCCAUGUUCCCCAGCAGCGAGAUGGCCAUCGAGGUCUUCGAACUGGCUGAGAACGAGGACAUGCUGUCCCCCGUCGAGAUGGACCCCGAGAAGCUGGUGCACAAGUUUAAGGAGCUCCAGAUCAAACACGCCGUCACCGAGGCCGAGAUCCAGCAGCUGAAGAGGAAGCUGCAGUCCAUUGAGCAGGAGAAGGCUCGCUGGCGAGCCGAGAAGGCCCAGCUGGAGCAGAGCGUGGAGGAAAACAAGGAGAGGAUGGAGAAGCUGGAGGGUUAUUGGAUGGAGGCCCAGAACCUGUGCCAGGCAGUGGAUGAGCACCUGAAAGAGACUCAAGCCCAGUACCAAACCCUGGAGCGGAAAUACAGCAAGGCCAAGCGGCUCAUCAAGGAGUAUCAGCAGAAGGAGAUCGAGUUCCUCAAGAAGGAGACGACCCAGAGGCGCGUCCUGGAGGAGUCGGAGCUGGCCCACAAGGAGGAAAUUGACAAGCUCCAGGAGAAGAUCUCCGAACUGGAGGGGAAGCUGCAGACCUUGAAAAAUUCAAACCCGACUUAAAACAAACACAAACACGAAGCAAUCGUUGGGGAGGAGGGACACUUUCCCCUUAACCCCCCCGCCCCCGUUUUGCCCCUGCCCCUUCCCCGCCCUCCCACUCCUUUUGGCCUUCAUAGACGGGAGAGGAAGGCACUAAAGUGAAACCACUAUGAAAGGAAUAAUAAUUAUCCCUCCUUCCCCCUGCCUUCCUUUGGGGGGAGAGAGAAAGGGGGGGAGGAGGGCUGGGGCCGGUGCAGGGGGGGGGGCUCUGGGAUUGGCUGGCUGGGUACCGGCUGGCCUGGAGGGGGCAGUAUGGGGAACGUCUCUGGGACAGGGGACCCCUCGUUAACUUGAUGGAUGCAUUUUUGGGGGGGGGGGGGUUGUUCUGCCUGUGUAUCCCCCCAACAUCCCCCCCCACAUUGAGGAGCCUUUCCAGCCAACCUCCCGGCUCGAGAUGAGCACCCGCGCCGUGUCCUCCCGAGGCCUCCAGGGAAGGGCUGUGCGGGCAGCACCCCGCCCCCCGUGCAGAGUGGGGCGUUGGAGAGGGGGGCAGGCAAGCUGGCCCGCAGCUCACACCUUGGUGAAAGGACUCUCUUGUGGAGGCCGGAUCUCUUCGCUGGCCCAUCCGCGGGACAAGCCACAGCGCUCUGUGUUUCGUGUGCUGGUGGGAAGCGUGUCUGGGUUUGAGAUCUCGGACCAGUGCCAGGCAGGGUCUGGACCCAGGAAGGCGGGCAAGCUGCUAGCAUUGCACAGGAGGCUCUGGGCAGCGCUGGCAGGGACGGGCUGUGCCUGUGGGUGACCCUGCCCCACCCACUCCGGGUAACUUCAGGGACCAGCGCCUUGGCCUCUCCGCCGCGAGUCCGUCCCGGAGGAUUUCAGGGAAUGACCGCGAGUGUCCGGCUGGGCUAACACCUCCCCAGACAGCGUGGGGCAGAUCCUGGAACAGAGACACCCCCUGCCCCCCGCCUCCCGGUGAGCAGCCUGCCGGGGACAGACUUUGGGCAUCUGCCUCUUCCCCCGCAGCUGGAUGGAUACAGUGACGCACGGGCUGUGGGGUGGGGCUUGCUCCUUCUCGGGCACAACGCCGGCGCUCGAUGGGAGGAAAACCACGACGGGAAAUGGCCCCAGCCGAGACUCCUCGGCGCUUCGCUCCGCAGAGGCACCAGGGACUGCGGGCUGGGGCUGGCUUCUAGCUGCAUGAUGAGCCGGCGGGAGGGGGCCCGGGGUGUUCACGCUGAGUUUCUUUGCUCUAGAGGGGAGGGCAGACCCAGGUCUUGCCCACAGCAGAGGACUGGCCCGAGGUGACUAAAUGGGGUCGGACUCAGGCUGGCGUCAAGCAGUGCACGUGGGAGCUGGCAUGCACACAGCACGCGCAGGGGCCUGGCACUGGUGCCCUCACACCCAUGGAUGGGAUGGGGGCACUGGUGCGCUCACACUCGUGCGUGGGAUGGGGGCACUGGUGUGUUCACACUCAUGCAUGGGAUGGAGACCCUGGUGAGCUUACAUCCAUGUGUGGGAUGGGACACUAGCAUGCUCACACCCAUGCUUGGGAUGGGAGCACUGGUGCGCUCACACUCGUGCGUGGGAUGGGGCACUGGUGUGUUCACACUCAUGCAUGGGAUGGGGACCCUGGUGAGCUCACACCCAUGUGUGGGAUGGGACACUAGCACGCUCACACCCAUGCUUGGGAUGGGAGCACUGGUGCGCUCACACCCAUGCAUGGGAUGGGGGCACUGGUGAGCUCACACCUGUGCGUGGGAUGAGGGCACUGGUGAGCUCACACGCUAGUGUGGUAUGGGACACUAGCACACUCACACCCGUGCAUGGGAUGGGGCACUAGCGCACUCACACCCGUGUGUGAGAUGGGGGCAUUGGUGAGCUCACACCCAUGCAUGGGAUGGAACAUUAGUGUGCUCACACCCAUGCAUGAGAUGGGUGCAUUGGUAUGUUCACACCCGUGCAUGGGAUGGCGGCACUGGCACACUCACACCUGUGCGUGGGAUGGGGGCACUAGCGCGCUCACACCCAUGCAUGGGGUGGGGCAUUGGUGCGCUCACACCCAUGCAUUGGUUGGAGGCACUGAUGCAUUCACACCCGAGCAUGGGAUGGGGCAUGGCAUGCUCACAGCCAUGCGUGAGAUGGGGGCACUGGCGCGCUCACACCUGUGCGUGAGAUGGGGGCACUGGCGCGCUCACACCUGUGCAUGGGAUGGGGCACUGGCGUGCUCACACCUGUGCAUGGGAUGGCAGCACUGGCACACUCACACCUGUGCGUGGGAUGGGGGCACUAGCGCGCUCACACCCAUGCAUGGGGUGGGGCAUUGGUGUGCUCACACCCAUGCAUUGGUUGGAGGCACUGAUGCAUUCACACCCGUGCAUGGGAUGGGGCAUGGCAUGCUCACAGCCAUGCGUGAGAUGGGGGCACUGGCGUGUUCACACCCAUGCGUGGGAUGGGGGCACUGGCGCGCUCACACCUGUGCGUGAGAUGAGGGCACUGGCACGCUCACACCUGUGCAUGGGAUGGGGGCACUGGCGUGCUCACACCUGUGCAUGGGAUGGGGGCACUGGCGUGCUCACACCUGUGCAUGGGAUGGCAGCACUGGCACACUCACACCUGUGCGUGGGAUGGCAGCACUGGCACACUCACACCUGUGCGUGGGAUGGGGGCACUAGCGCGCUCACACCCAUGCAUGGGAUGGGGGCACUGGCGCGCUCACACCCAUGCGUGAGAUGGGGCACUGGUGCACUCACACCCAUGCACAGGGACCUGGCACCCCUGUAACCACCCCACUGUCUGACCUAGUUUCGUUACCUCUGUGCAAUUGCCUCGUCGCCAAGGCGUCAGGCUUAAGCCUCCUUCCUUCCUUUUCAUUUUUCUUUCUUUUCGUGCCUGCUCCUGUGGUGCCUCCUUUUCCGCCUCUGGCCAAACGGGCGCUUUUGGGCACGGGGGAGACGGGGUGGAAGCCCCCAGCUCCCCUUUAUUUCCAGGGAGAGGAGAAAAGAGGUAGGAACUUCCCCAAAGCCUUGUGAAAAGUGAACCCUUCAGGUCCCCCUCUGAGCCGGUGAGCGGCCCCGCGUGCCCCGUUUGGGGGGGACGAUGCUGCCGAGCUGGGCCCUGGCCCCGAUCUUGCGCCUGGCAGAGCGUAGCCAGUAUAAGCGAGAGGCGUCCUUCGUCGUCAGCCCCCCCCCCCCCGCCGGACAGGCUUGCACGGCCACCCCCGGUAGACGUGUCUUCAGGCCCACGCGGCCCAUCCCUCCCCUCACGUAAAGGCCGAAUGAGUUUUUAUUUAAAGCGACAACAACAACAAAGGAAAAUAAAUACGUGUUCAAAACCAAACGAUCGCUUUUAAAAAUUGUAAAUAAAAAAAAAAUCGCAGUAUUUAUAUGUGGCCGGGACAAUUGUUUUCCUUUGUAAGCUGGAGAUUGCAAGGAGCGGGGGGGAGGUUUAUUAAGGCCUCACCCCCACACUGUCCAAGAAGGAUCAACAGGGUCCAAUCAAACCCCCACCCUGGUUGCCCUUCUGGGUAUAAACCGGCACUCUUGCUGGCCAACGCCCUUAAAGGCCGAGUCUCCGACAGUGACUGGAUAUGGGGGCGUUGGGAGCCAGAUCUCUGCCGGCUCGACGGGGCCGGGCUGGAGCUGGAAGGACCAGGGCCCACUGUGGACGGGCAGGUCAAUGCAGAAUAGACCCAGCAGCGAAGCCCUCUCGGGAGUUUGUGCAAAGCAACAGGAUGUCUGUGAAAUGGACGCAUUAAAAACCAGGAAGGCGACGUGGGCCCAGAACAGAGGGAAAGCGGGUGGGGGUGACAGGCCGCUGGGAAAUUGUCUUAAAUUUUUAUUUAAUCUCCUUACACACGUAUCAAUGUGUAUGUAUAUAUAUAUAUAUAUAUGGAUGGAUGGAUUGUUUCUGGUUUGUAUUGCAAUGUCCUCUCAUCGGAUCAUAUCAAAUACAGGCCCUCAUUGUC
Dermochelys coriacea (leatherback sea turtle) is the source of this 7078-nucleotide messenger RNA. RefSeq names its product protein phosphatase 1 regulatory subunit 9B (gene PPP1R9B). The transcript is spliced from 10 exons. Gene Ontology annotation, molecular function: actin filament binding. Bases 688 to 3135 code for a protein of 815 amino acids. Lineage: Eukaryota; Metazoa; Chordata; Testudines; Dermochelyidae. The record is from RefSeq and is a predicted model, not a curated record. Gene Ontology annotation, cellular component: actin cytoskeleton; cytoplasm; postsynaptic density. Gene Ontology annotation, biological process: calcium-mediated signaling; neuron projection development; actin filament organization.